Molecule: messenger RNA, 2575 nt
Organism: Mandrillus leucophaeus (drill)
Lineage: Eukaryota; Metazoa; Chordata; Mammalia; Primates; Cercopithecidae
Gene: B4GALT4
Product: UDP-Gal:betaGlcNAc beta 1,4- galactosyltransferase, polypeptide 4
Exons: 10
Coding region: 736-1770 (344 amino acids)
Biological process (GO): carbohydrate metabolic process
Molecular function (GO): glycosyltransferase activity
Source: RefSeq, a predicted model, not a curated record
GAGGGGCGGGCAACCUUUGACCUUUCUCCGAAGGGCCUGGUCACCUGGAUUAUAAAGGACUUCGGAGACAGCCAUCCAGUGUCUGUUGAUCUGUAUUUCUUGAUGUUCUGUCUUCCAUUAGCUAAGAGCUGUUAACUUUUGGUUUGAAAAAAACCAGACAAGUCCAGGGGCUCUGGACCGAGAAAAGGCCUAUGGGACCACCUCGCUUCAAGUGUGGAUUUCCACGGCUCUUGCUCAGAGGCGGGUACGCUGUGUUCCAGUGUGCCAUGGAACUCACACAGUGGCACUUUGUGGCUUCAUGAAGGAAGAGGCGGGCCACGCAACACUUCCUCCCCAAGCCAAGGAGAAGUAGCACUUUUAGAGGCAGAGGAGCGGCAGUGGGCGUGACCAAAAGUGUCAUUUAUUAAAGUCUCCUCCAAUCUGAAAUAGUUCCUCAGUUUUUCCUUGUCUUUCAUGAUUUUGAUUCUUUCGAAGAGUACCAGUUAGGUAUGUUGUGGAAUGAACUUGUGCUUAUCUUCCUUGCCAGAUUUUAAAAACUAUUAUGGGAAAUUUCAAGCAUACACAAAAGUAGAAAGAAAAUGGACUCUCAGAUUGUUGGAGCAGAACUACUGAGCAAAAGCAGGCAUUGUAUCCUCAGUUGUCAUCAAGUUCGCAAUCAGAUUGGAAAAGUUCAACUUGAAGCUUUCUUGCCUGCAGUGAAGCAGAGAGAUACAUAUUAUUCACGUAAUAAAAAACAUGGGCUUCAACCUGACUUUCCACCUUUCCUACAAAUUACGAUUACUGUUGCUUCUGACUUUGUGCCUGACGGUGGUUGGGUGGGCCACCAGUAACUACUUCGUGGGUGCCAUUCAAGAGAUUCCUAAAGCAAAGGAGCUUGUGGCUAAUUUCCAUAAGGCCCUCAUUUUGGGGAAGGGAAAAACUCUGACUAAUGAAGCAUCCACGAAGAAAGCAGAACUUGACAACUGCCCUUCUGUAUCUCCUUACCUCAGAGGCCAGAGCAAGCUCAUUUUCAAACCAGAUCUCACUUUGGAAGAGGUACAGGCAGAAAAUCCCAAGGUGUCCAGAGGCCGGUAUCGCCCUGAGGAAUGUAAAGCUUUACAGAGGGUCGCCAUCCUCAUUCCCCACCGGAACAGAGAGAAACACCUGAUGUACCUGCUGGAACAUCUGCAUCCCUUCCUGCAGAGGCAGCAGCUGGAUUAUGGCAUCUACGUCAUCCACCAGGCUGAAGGUAAAAAGUUUAAUCGAGCCAAACUCUUGAAUGUGGGCUAUCUAGAAGCUCUCAAGGAAGAAAAUUGGGACUGCUUUAUAUUCCAUGACGUGGACCUGGUACCUGAGAAUGACUUUAACCUUUACAAGUGUGAGGAGCAUCCCAAGCAUCUGGUGGUUGGCAGGAACAGCACUGGGUACAGGUUACGUUACAGUGGAUAUUUUGGGGGUGUUACUGCCCUAAGCAGAGAGCAGUUUUUCAAGGUGAAUGGAUUCUCUAACAACUACUGGGGAUGGGGAGGCGAAGACGAUGACCUCAGACUCAGGGUUGAGCUCCAUAGAAUGAAAAUAUCCCGGCCCCUGCCUGAAGUGGGUAAAUAUACAAUGGUCUUCCACACCAGAGACAAAGGCAAUGAGGUGAACGCGGAACGGAUGAAGCUCUUACACCAAGUGUCACGAGUCUGGAGAACAGAUGGGUUGAGUAGUUGUUCUUAUAAAUUAGUAUCCGUGGAACACAAUCCUUUGUAUGUCAACAUCACAGUGGAUUUCUGGUCUGGUGCAUGAUCCUGGAUCUUUUGGUGAUGUUUGGAAGAACUGAUUCUUUGGUUGCAAUAAUUUUGGCCUAGAGACUUCAAAUAGUAGCACACAUUAAGAACCUGUUUCAGCUCCUUGUUGGACUGAAUUUUUCCUUUUUGUAUUUUCUUAGCAGAGCUCCUGGUGAUGUGGAGUAUAAAACAGUUGUAACAAGACAGCUUUCUUAGUCGUUUUGAUCAUGAGGGUUAACUAUUGUAAUAUGGAUACUUGAAGGACUUUAUAUAAAACGAUGACUCACAGGAUAAAAUGAAUGCGAUUUGAGGACUCUGGUUGAAGGAGAUUUAUUUAAAUUUGAAGUGAUAUAUUAUGGGAUAAAAGGCCACAGGAAAUAAGACUGCUGAAUGUCUGAGAGAACCAGAGUUGUUCUUGUCCAGUGUAGAAAGGUACGAAGACACAAUACUGUUAUUCAUUUCCUGUACAAUCGUCUGUGAAGUGGUUGGUCCCAGGUGAGAAGAAGGCCACAAAAGAGGGGAGAAAAGGUGACGAAUCAAGAUGGAGUGAACUUGGGAAUGAAGAGGUAGCAGGAGGGCAGAGUGUCUCCUGCAGAGGCAGCAGCAGCUGAGCUGGUUGCAGCUGCUGAUAGCCUGCAGGGGAGGCACCUGCCCAGGUAUGCCUUCCAGUGAUGCCCACCAGAGGACACAUUAUCUAUUAGUUUUUAGAGUUUUUGUAAAAUGAUUUUGUACAAGUAGGAUAUGAAUUAGCAGUUUACAAGUUUACAUAUUAACUGAUAAUCAGUACGUCUAUCAAAUACCUCUGUAGUAAAAUGUGAAAAAGC